Molecule: messenger RNA, 384 nt
Organism: Staurois parvus
Lineage: Eukaryota; Metazoa; Chordata; Amphibia; Anura; Ranidae
Source: the annotation of a GenBank genome assembly
UGUCCCUCGGACACAGCGGAUCACCGAUCAUGGAAAGAGCCGAAGAUGUCGGCUCGGUCAUGUGAUCAGCUGUGUCCAAUCACAGCUGAUCGCAUGAACAUGUACACUGAUCAUCAGGGCACUGAUGAUCAGUGUGCCCUGAUGAUCAGUGUAGCCCCAGCAGUGCCACCUGUCAGUGCUCAUCAGUGCCUCGUGCCAGUGCCCAUCAGUGCCACAUCAGUGCCACAUAUCAGUGCCUACCAGUGCACAUCAAUGCCACAUAUCAGUGCCCAUCUGAGCUGCCUUUCAGUGUCACCCAUCAGUGCCAGUCAGUGCCACCUAUCAGUGCUGCCAAUCAGUGCCACCUAUCAGUGCCAGCCAGUGCCGCCUAUCAGUGCCAGUCAG